AUGGUCAAGAAGAGAAAGAACAACGGCCGAAACAAGAAGGGCCGCGGCCACGUCAAGCCCAUCCGAUGCAGCAACUGCUCGCGAUGCACUCCCAAGGAUAAGGCGAUCAAGAGAUUCACCAUCCGCAACAUGGUUGAGUCCGCUGCUAUUCGUGACAUCUCCGAUGCCUCCGUCUUCGCGGAGUACACCGUCCCCAAGAUGUACCUGAAGCUGCAGUACUGCGUGUCUUGUGCUAUCCACGGCAAGAUCGUUCGGUAUGUUGUCCUCCUUUGCAGGAGUUUGACGACUGCGCCAUGGUUGCCCUGCCCCAGCGCAGUCGCCCACUCCUGUGUCCGUUCCGUCGUUGGCCGCCGCAACCGCGCUCCCCCUCCUCGCGUCCGCUACAACAAGGACGGCAAGAAGAUUGUCCCCACUGCCCCCAAGGCUUAG
Messenger RNA from Fusarium coffeatum, 429 nucleotides. RefSeq lists its product as uncharacterized. Gene Ontology annotation, biological process: translation. Gene Ontology annotation, molecular function: mRNA binding; structural constituent of ribosome. The transcript is spliced from 5 exons. The record is from RefSeq and is a predicted model, not a curated record. NCBI's taxonomy places the organism in Eukaryota, Fungi, Ascomycota, Sordariomycetes, Hypocreales, Nectriaceae. Gene Ontology annotation, cellular component: ribosome; cytosolic small ribosomal subunit. Bases 1 to 429 code for a protein of 142 amino acids.